CCUCGGUGUAGGGACAAGAACAUGAAAGUUUCCCCGAUGUACAAAGUUGGAGCGUUCCGACGGAGGUCGUCAAAGUUAGGCUGAAAACAUCCCAGACAUCCUUUUUUUUUUUAGAUAGUGAACAAAGUUUGGAAAUCAGAGCACUGAAGAGGUUUGGAAAACCGGGGUUUGAUUUCUGCGUUAUGGAGCGAUUCUGGCCGCACGCUGCUGUACUGCGGAUCAUUCUCCUCUUGUAUGCGGUUCCACAGAACGCCCAAGCAGACGUUGCUAACAGCACAUGUAACAUCACAAACGUGCCUGGAAUCCCAAACAUUACCUUUGCUAAUGUGAACACCACUGCUGUCCAUUUGAGCUGGCUCCAUCCGGAUGACCUACCAACGUAUUAUAAAUACGAGAUUCAAACUACAAACAUGUCAGGAGCAACAAUAGUUGAACAAACACUGGACAACAGUACUAUGGCAGUUGUAACUGGUCUACAACCAGGAACUAGAUAUCAUUUCAAUGUCACAUUGGUAGAAGCAGAUUGUGACUAUACUGUGGAACAAUUCGGUUACACAAUGCCUAAAGCAGUCACCAACCUUACUGCUGCUGAUGUGAACACCUCUGCUGUCAGUUUGACCUGGCUCAGGCAGGAUGACCAUAAGACAGGCUACUCCUAUCAAGUCACUGUUCUUGAAAACGUCACCCAAGUACAACAACUGAACACCACCACCGAGAACUACACCGUCACCAGUCUGACUCCUGGAGUAAACUACACCUUUCAGGUGUCAACGGUUGUACAAGGAGUCAAAUCCACAGAGGAGAGCACCAGUAGUUACACAGUGCCUGGAGCAGUCACCAACCUCACCUUUGCUAAUGUGAACACCACUGCUGUCCGUUUGAGCUGGUUCAAUCCGGAGGACCAACAACCGUAUUAUGAAUACAAGAUUCAUACUACAGACAUUUUAGUAGCAACCAUAGUUGAAACAACACAGUCCAACAGCACUACUGCAAUUGUAACUGGUCUACAACCAGGAACUGGGUAUUGCUUCAAUGUCACAGUGGUGGUACCAGGGCGUGAAUCUGCUGUGGAACAUGAACUCGGUUACACAUUGCCUAAAGCAGUCACCAACCUUACUGCUGCUGAUGUGAACACCUCUGCUGUCAGUUUGACCUGGCUGAGGCAGGAUGACCAUAAGACAGGCUACUCCUAUCAAGUCACUGUUCUUGAAAACGUCACCCAAGUACAACAACUGAACACCACCACCGAGAACUACACCGUCACCAGUCUGACUCCUGGAGUAAACUACACCUUUCAGGUGUCAACGGUUGUACAAGGAGUCAAAUCCACAGAGGAGACCACCAGUAGUUACACAGUGCCUGGAGCAGUCACCAACCUCACCUUUGCUAAUGUGAACACCACUGCUGUCCGUUUGAGCUGGUUCAAUCCGGAGGACCAACAACCGUAUUAUGAAUACAAGAUUCAUACUACAGACAUUUUAGUAGCAACCAUAGUUGAAACAACACAGUCCAACAGCACUACUGCAAUUGUAACUGGUCUACAACCAGGAACUGGGUAUUGCUUCAAUGUCACAGUGGUGGUACCAGGGCGUGAAUCUGCUGUGGAACACAAACUCGGUUACACAUUGCCUAAAGCAGUCACCAACCUUACUGCUGCUGAUGUGAACACCUCUGCUGUCAGUUUGACCUGGCUCAGGCAGGAUGACCAUAAGACAGGCUACUCCUAUCAAGUCACUGUUCUUGAAAACGUCACCCAAGUACAACAACUGAACACCACCACCGAGAACUACACCGUCACCAGUCUGACUCCUGGAGUAAACUACACCUUUCAGGUGUCAACAGUUGUACAAGGAGUCAAAUCCACAGAGGAGAGCACCAGUAGUUACACAGUGCCUAAAGCAGUCACCGACCUUAAGGUAGCUGAUGUGAACACCACUGCUGUCAGUUUGACCUGGCUCAGGCAGGAUGACCAUAAGACAGGCUACUCCUAUCAAGUCACUGUUCUUGAAAACGUCACCCAAGUACAACAACUGAACACCACCACCGAGAACUACACCGUCACCAGUCUGACUCCUGGAGUAAACUACACCUUUCAGGUGUCAACGGUUGUACAAGGAGUCAAAUCCACAGAGGAGAGCACCAGUAGUUACACAGUGCCUAAAGCAGUCACCGACCUUAAGGUAGCUGAUGUGAACACCACUGCUGUCAGUUUGACCUGGCUCAGGCAGGAUGACCAUAAGACAGGCUACUCCUAUCAAGUCACUGUUCUUGAAAACGUCACCCAAAUACAACAAUUGAACACCACCACCGAGAACUACACCGUCAUCAGUCUGACUCCUGGAGUAAACUACAUCUUUCGGGUGUCAACGGUUGUACAAGGAGUCAAAUCCACAGAGGAGACCACCAGUAGUUACACAGUGCCUGGGGCAGUCACCGACCUUACCGUUGUUAAUGUGAACACCACUGCUGUCAAUUUGAUCUGGCAAAAUCCGGAUGACCAACAACCGUAUUAUGAAUACAAGAUUCAAACUACAAACUACAAAAUGUCAGGAACAACCAUAGUUGAACAGUUCAACAUAAAUAUGUUAAUUGUAACUGGUCUACAACCAGGAACUGGGUAUUGCUUCAAUGUCACAGUGGGGGUGCCAGGGCGUGAAUCUGCUGUGGAACACAAACUCGGUUACACAAUGCCUAAAGCAGUCACCGACCUUACUGCUGCUGAUGUGAACACCACUGCUGUCCGUUUGACCUGGCUCAGGCAGGAUGACCAUAAACCCGACUACUCCUAUCAAGUCACUGUUCUUGAAAAAGACAACAAAAUACAACAAUUGAACACCACCACCGAGAGCUACACCGUCACCGGGCUGACUCCUGGAGUAAACUACACCUCUCAGGUGGCGACGGUUGUACAAGGAGUCAAAUCCACGGAGGAGAGCGUCACCUUUUACACAAAUCCGGGUACAGUGUCUAAUAUUGUAGCCUUGGGAACUACUACAAAUAUGUCUGUAACCUGGAAAGCUGCAAGUGGCCAGGUGGAUUAUUACUCUGUGGAGCUGACCGGAGCUGGCCAGAUGGACAAAGGAAAGUCCCGUCUAAGCAACACAACGCUUUACGUCUUGUUUGAGAAGCUGAAUCCAGGGACACUGUACCAUAUCAGUGUAUGCGCAAUAAGCGGACCGGGCUCUGAGUGCUUGGCCACUGACAAUGCAACUUUUCCAAACCCUCCUGGUCCUUUGACAGUAGAGUCCCAGACUACUCACUCCAUCAACGUGAGUUGGUCUUCACCUACAGACGAGAAGCCUGGUCAAUACAACUUCUCGGUGUCCUAUCUGAACCGUACCAAGUCCACGGAAAACAGCUGGUUUCUUCUGGAGGACCUCGAGUCAGGGACACUGUAUAACAUCACCGUGGUUACAGUUGGCCCACUAGGCUUACAGAGCGAAAUGGUGUCGACAUCAAAUUCUACCAGACCGUAUCCUGUAAGUGAUUUAAGACAGACUGGAAUUGCUCCCAGUUCUUUGGUCUUGACGUGGUCUCAGCAAGGCCUCCAAUCUGGCUACUCCUACUUGGUGCACGUCUCCAACUCUACUACUGACACAGCUUUCGAAAGCCCGCACAAUUUCUCCGGUCUUGUGUCCGGGGGCAACUAUACUUGCACUGUUACCACGCAAACAGGGGACGGCACCCAGACUCUUUACCCCGGAACAACGCCCUGCCAUACACAGCCCCAUGCUGUGGGCGCCAUAAAUGCUACCACCCAGAACACAACCGCCAUUGGCCUGAGCUGGGAGAAGCCACGGCAGUAUCGGGACGCCAACAAAUACAGGAUCGAAGCGAGUGGCUGCGCCUCCCGUAAUGUUACGGUUGUAAAUGAACAGGCAGAGAUGGCAGAGCUUUCGCCAGGAACCCAAUGCCAGUUUUGCGUUCUGACCAUCUCUGAGGCAGGCUUCGAAGGGGAAGCCAGGUGCACUCAUCAAUACACCAAACCAGAGCAGGUCCACCCCACCGUGUCCAACCGUGUCCUCAACCAGGGCCUCAACGACACCAUCCUGGUGUCGUGGGCAGCUCCUGCAGGGAAUGUGGAGCACUAUUAUGUCUACCUGAACAGCAGUGACCAAACCGAAAGUAGGAGGCUGUCCCCCCCUGAGCCCUUAUCCCACCUGUUUGACAACCUCUGUCCCGGGCGAGAGUAUUCGGCCAUGGUGAUUACCAGCAGUGGCCCGUUCAACACCACCUCCAGGGUGAUCACCAAUGCCACUUUUCCGAACCCACCAGAGAAGAUUGAAUUCUUGACAAAAAGCACCAGCUCCAUUGUGAUUCGAUGGCAGCACGCCCAGUUCAAAGCAGACUCUUGGCUCUAUGUGGUGACUUAUGUCCAAUCCAACCAAGCCAAAUCGAAUUUCACCAAUAGCCCCAAUUAUACAUUUUCACACUUGAACUCCGGAACACCCUACAACUUUUCCGUAGCUACAGAGGGGCCAUUGCGCCUUCAAAGCUGCAGUAUUUCAAUCUCCAAUACCACAAAACCAGAGAAAGUCCAAUCCCUCAACAUCAGCACAGAAGAAGAGGCAACCCAGCUUACAUGGGCCAGGCCUGACGGUUACAAAGCAAGCUAUAGCUACUUGGUAACAUGGUCUGGUGAACCAAUGGAACCAAUGGAAAAUGCAACACAGCAGGAGAACCUAAACGUGUAUCCGCUGGUUCCUGGCAGCCCCUACAAUUACAGUGUGACCACAGUGACUUCGGAUGGCACUCGAUCUGAUUCCGUGGAUCAUUCCAAAUGCACAAAGGCCAGCUCCGUGCAAAACCUCACAUGUUCAAGUCCGAAUGAAAAAAUUGCCCAAAUCCUCUUGGUUUGGAGCCGACCAAAAGGCAGGAGCUCUGACUUUGGAAUAGGGCAUCGGCAAAACGACAAUAAGCCAAUUACCAUCAUAACCGUCCCUGGAAGUUGCAGCCCUGACUGUGAAUACACGAUCAGCAACUUGACGCACUACACAAAAUACCAGGUGACCAUGCAGACACUGAGCUGUGGAAGCCCCAGCGAACUCGAAUCUCGAAGCUGCACCACUGGCAUCACAGACCCUUUCAUCCCCUCGAACUAUAAAUCAUUAGUGCAAGCGACUGUGAAUGCCCAUGACAGGUUUACCGUAAACAUUCAGCCCCAGAUGCUCGACGCCACCAACGGACCAAUAAGAUAUUACGGGGUGCUCCUGACCGACAGCCUCAACGACAUGGAUUCAUCUGAACUCAAACAGUUCUUGAACCAAACCUAUGCAAACUGGAGUGCAGGCAAAACAACCACAUACCUGGCGAGAGUGAGAAAAGUUGAGAGUGGAGAUCGCUCAAGAUUUAAAAGAGAAGUCAGCCCAAAUCUGCCUGUGGAAAUUGGGACCGGUGAAACUUGGAGAGGAUAUACCAAUGGUGCACUGAGAGCCAAUCACAAAUAUCGGUACGCUAUCGUGUUAUUUACCCGGCUGAAUGAGUCGACCGGCAGUAAUUUUGUGGAUUCCAAGUACUCUCUUGUCACAAUAACUCCCUUCUAUCCUGUUAUUCAAACACUUCUGGACCCAGUCGUCAUCGGCACGGCGGUUGGGGCCUCCCUGGGAGUCUUUUGUGUCCUCUUCAUCAUCAUCAUUGGCUUCAUCAUCUAUUGGAAGAAAAUGAAUAGGAAAGAAUGUUCGGACAUCCAGAUCAAUUCAAUUAGUAGGCAGAAAGUAAACAUCUCUGUGCACGUGGUGGACUACGAGGCCUAUUACAGAAAGCAGAAGGCAGACUCUAACUGUGGCUUCGCCGAGGAGUUUGAUGACCUGAAGCCUGUAGGCACCGCCCAGUCGAGGAAUAGUGCUUUGGCACUGGAAAACAAGACCAAGAACCGCUACAACAACGUACUGCCCUACGACUCGUCUAGGGUGAAACUCUCUAUUCAGGGGACUCAGUUUGACGACUACAUCAACGCUAGCUACAUGCCGGGUUACAACUCCAAGAAGGAGUACAUCGGAGCGCAGGGCCCACUGCCCGGCACCGUCAACGAGUUCUGGAGGAUGGUCUGGGAGAAGAACAUCCAGACGCUGGUCAUGCUGACGCGCUGUAACGAGCAGGGACGGGUGAAAUGUGAGAAAUACUGGCCUGAGGACUCCAAGCACUUUGGGAACAACACUGUGACAAUGACAUCGGAAAUUACGCUUGAAGACUGGACUAUCAGGGAAUUUGACAUAAAAAAUGUUAAAACGGCUGAGACUCGCUCUGUGCGGCACUUCCACUUCACGGCCUGGCCGGAUCACGGCGUUCCAGAGAGCACUGAACUGCUCAUCAACUUCAGACACCUGGUCAGAGAGCACAUGGACCAGUACUCUGCCAACUCCCCCACUGUCGUGCACUGCAGUGCCGGUGUUGGUCGCACGGGCACCUUCAUCGCCAUCGACAGGCUGAUCUUCCAGAUUGAGAGGGAGAGUAUGGUUGAUGUGUACGGCACCAUCCAUGACUUGCGAAUGCACAGAACGCUAAUGGUACAAACAGAGGAUCAGUAUGUAUUCUUGAACCAGUGUGCAUUGGACAUCAUCAGAUCCAGAACUGGAACAAAUGUGGACCUGAUCUACCAAAACACUGAUGCUAUGUGCCUUUAUGAAAAUAUAGAACCAAGGAAAAUUUUACCAAAUAAAUACCACAAUGCAUAGAUCUUGGAAGCGGUUCUCACUCUUCUGCACUCUUCUAAGAUAGACAUUUUAAUUUAUUUUUAUAUGCAGCUUUUUGUAUAAUUGUUUUAAUGUAAUUUGUCUGUUGUCGAUGAAAACACUGUACAUGUUGAUUUUAUUAUGAUGAUAUGAUAUGGUUAUCUUUUUAUUUCGGAUAGGUCUUUUAUGCUUUUUAUAUAUUUUUUAUCUUUAUGUUUCGUCUAGUAAUAUUUUGUGGAAGAUGUAUCGGUUUGUUUGUUUUAUUUUCAUGUUUUAUAGCUUAGAUUUAGACCUUGAAUGUGAAUAUUACUGAUAUUACCACAAUGAUAAUAACCAGGAACUUUGGCUUGCUAUAGAAAGUCACAUUCACUAUUUUUUGCACUUUCUACCCUCCUACAACCAAUAGGUGGCACACUUUUAUCAUUUUUAGUAGAAAACGUAAUCUCCCUUGAAAAUGAUAACGUAUUUGUGUAUUUUAAUGUUAUUUGCUGAGCUUGCACUGGAUGCAUUUCUGCUACUGUACAACCUUUUUUAUAUAUGACGUGUCAAUAUUUUGUAAUGAAAGUGUUGAAAGAGAUCAUUUAUGAAAAUAUUAACUACUUUACUAUACCUUGAAGGACUAUAGCUGGGCUAAAUUUGUGUGCACUCAAAAAUAUGUGACUUUUUCUCCCCCUCACAAGGAUAGCGAACCCAUAGAAAUAGACCAAUGUGUAUAAUAGGUGCCUUAUUUUCCACGCCGAUUAAGAUAUUCUGAGGAAGAGGGAGGACGCUGACUAAAUGAAACAACAUGGCAUCAAAGGUUAAGCGUCUAAAUGUCAUUUAAAAUGCUUGUGAGUGGAAGAGAAAGCCCAGGUCCCUUUUGGUUGAUUUAUUGGAAAUGUAGUUACAAUAUUUUGACAUCGCCCUUGUCUUUAUGGUUGGUCUUAAAACACAACUCAGGUACUGAAGCAAUGCAGCCAUACAGAGUCUACAUAUGUCAAGCCUACUGUAUUUGGGACCAAGGGGUCCUUUCCGCAUUAUGUUAGUCCCCUUUGCUCUGUACUGUACAUACAUUCGUAAGAGAAUAAUGACGUAAUGUCACUUCCUGCUGCGUAUCUUAUCUACUGUAUCCAUUCGUGCGAAUGCUGCAGGAAUGAAACCCCCAGGAGGAUCCCAAACUUCUAUUUUCAGCUCCUAAAGAACAGGGUUUUCCAUGAGGCGGUCGGGCUGUAAGCGUCAGCCAUUGCUGACGCUUUAAGGCCUAUUUGUGUGUUGUUGUACAAUGUUGGAUAAUGUGCUAGUUAUGUUUUGGAAGAUCCAUUGAGCAAUGGAAAACCAAAGUUGAGUUAUUUACUAUUUCAAUCUGCUGAAUUAUGUUUAGGGACAAUUUAACCCGUAAUAAAGCAAUCAUUUUUUUGUGAUGCAUCA
This is a messenger RNA of Gadus macrocephalus (Pacific cod), 8078 nucleotides long. RefSeq names its product protein tyrosine phosphatase receptor type Jb, tandem duplicate 1 (gene ptprjb.1). The transcript has 34 exons. Gene Ontology annotation, biological process: angiogenesis; protein dephosphorylation. Bases 183 to 6674 code for a protein of 2163 amino acids. Gene Ontology annotation, molecular function: protein tyrosine phosphatase activity; cadherin binding. NCBI's taxonomy places the organism in Eukaryota, Metazoa, Chordata, Actinopteri, Gadiformes, Gadidae. The record is from RefSeq and is a predicted model, not a curated record.